Messenger RNA from Diorhabda carinulata, 3574 nucleotides. RefSeq lists its product as uncharacterized. The coding region runs from base 2389 to 3363 and encodes 324 amino acids. The record is from RefSeq and is a predicted model, not a curated record. The transcript is spliced from 2 exons. NCBI's taxonomy places the organism in Eukaryota, Metazoa, Arthropoda, Insecta, Coleoptera, Chrysomelidae.
CAAGAGCACAACAAUAUGGAUGACCUUGACGAAAGUCAUCCUGUAGCGAAGCGCGAUCACGAUUGAAUAGAAAAACUAACGAAACACGGUGCUUCGUCAAAAAAAGUCGAAGCGAGUUGAUUAUCACAGUGUUAGAAUUAAUACUUGAAAGAAUCAAUAAUUGUUUUCGCCUGGGGCGAUUCGAGACCUAGAAUGACAAUAAUGAUGAAAUUUCUCUAAGAAAGUAGAAAGAAAACUCCUUGGCCUUCAGCCGAUACGUCUGUCGGUCAACGGACACCAACAAAAAUAAUACUAGUAAUCAUAACAGGUGUUGAAUAUUUGAAAAGGAAACAUGUUUUUAUGAAUAGACUAUUAUUAAAAAAACAAUUAUAUUAUUGUUUUAUAAAUUGUGUAUCUGUGAUUGUCAAUAUUAAGUAAAUAAUAGGAACUAAUAAAAAUAAAUGAAAGUGCGAAUGUCGUCCGUAAAACAGUGUUGCCAACGCCAGAAUUUUUCUCCUAGUUUUAGGGAAACGGAUUUUUAAACGAAUCAAAUUGUUAUUUAUACAGCAUUUUCUCUUAAGUAAUCUCAAGAAAAGUUAUAAUUAGAAAGUAACUCAAUAUAAUGUUUGCAUUUUGCUUUGGUUAUAAGGACGUUAUCGAAAAGAACUAGACGUUUCGUCAUCUCGUGUGGUAGGCAAAUAUUAAAGCAAAUAAUUUCAAGGUUAGGCAAUGGUAAGUUGAGUUUUUAUUUAAAAUUACAGAACUUCUGUUUUUGCAUGAAAUAUACCGGGUGGGCAAAUAAAAACGACCAUAUAUAAGAAACGGGUUAUUUUACAGCUUUAGGAGAAAAAUUAUGGCCUAGAGAAACACGUGGAAAUGAUUUUCAGAAAUUUGGAUCCACCGCUAGAGGGUGUGUUUGAAAAUAUAAAAUUGAAAAAUGAAAUUUUUUCGAAAUUUACCCGAUUUAGUGGCAUUUUAUAUAUAAUAAUCGAAUUCUUAAAUAAAUUCUGCAUAUUUUUUGAUUAACAAGUUCUAGUCUAUGUUUUCAAAUAAUCGGUGGGGGAGAGUGGGAACUUUGUUAUGAAAAUAGGCUGUAAGUCCGGUUCUGCUUAGCCGAUUUUCAUAAAUUUGAUGUUAUUUGAAAGAUCUUCUUCCCAGGAAUACGGAAUAUAUAAUUUUUUAUAAAUUUAUUCACCAACGUGAACGCUAGAGGUCGUUGUUUCAUAUAUUUUAGAUUUUGUGAUUUAACAUAACCUAAAAGUUUGAGUAGGGCUUCGAAAUAGCGAAGAGGCAUCUCGAGAAGUUUUUCUGACCCGAGACAUGCGUAAACAGCAAGAAUUUUCCUUCGAGAAGACCCCACUUACUAAUUAUUGUAUUAGUUUAGAUUAUUAUUAUUUAAAUGACGUAAUAAUAAUAUUUUUAGUCGUUGAUUUUUGUUAGAGUCGGUAUGGAAUUCAACAAACUGUAAUAUACAUAAAAAUAUCGAGUCUGAAACUGACUAUUAACCUUAAAACACACUAUACAAAUAUGCAGGUACAUAACCGUCAACAAUAGGUGACCGGUCACACUACUCAACUCAAAACAAAAUAACAUCGACAAUACAUUUCCGUUUUACAAAAAAAAAAAAUAUAAUAUGUCCAUAACCGUUUCAGUCUAACAAAAAUAAAUUAAUGAAACGGUCGUAAAGCAAUUCCAACGAAAGUGCGGCACACGCGUCAGUUUUGACAAGUGACAGAUUACGUAUUUCUUCUACAGUGUUGCUUAAAAAUAAAAACUAAAGAAUAAAAUGCAUUUCGGUGGUAACUGAAAUGAAAAAAUGUCAUUUUUGACGAGUAUUCUUCGUUGUUUUUGCUUGAGUUUCGUCGUUAGUCGUGGUUCUUGGAAUCCGAACGGUUUACAUCCCUCCCAAAAUCGUAAACAAAUGUUGAACGGCAAACUCCCGAUAAAAAAAUCGAAAAAAGAAGAAGACGCGUUAAAAAAACCGGAAUGGUUGAAAGAAUGGACUAUUAGCAAAGGUUGGGUGCAUAAUAAAAGUCAUUUAUUGGAGUUAGGUACGUAAAAAGGCAAUAAAUUUCAAAAAUAUUGGACUACAAACAUUUUAUACUAGUUCGAUGUCUUUUUUAUAAUAAGAAUCGUCGUUCUCCUCAAAAUCUUUUACCACUAAGGCAUUUUUUCAAGUCUAGUAACAGAAAAUAAUCCAACGGGGCUAAAUCUGGCGAAUAACACUUCAAUUCAUUGUCUUGAUGAAACAACAUUUCAUUCGGCCAUUUUGGUUUGAUUUCAAAUGCGUCAGCUGUCAAUGCCGAGGUACGAUUUCCGUACACAUUUCAAGUUUAGGUUGUUUUAGAAAUUGACAGCUUGUCAGAGCGUUCUGACUCGAACUGAGUGUUAAUAUUAGUUACAGCAGCAAUGCAUAUUGAUAAAAUGAUAAAUUUUUCGUAUAAUUAUAUGUACGAUCCAUUGUUUUUGUUAUUUAUUGCCUUUGAUAUAGGAAAAGCACGAAACUACGAAGAAUUAUCAGAAGCAGAUUCAGUUUCUAUGGAAAAUAUCGAUGAACUUCUUUCUGUAAACAGUGACGCGAAUACGGUCGAAAUUACAAAACAAAAUAAUGACCUUGAAGAAAGUUUACAAAACCAAAUUAGAAUGUCACAGAUGUUUAAAGAGGUUAACAGAAAUUACAGAGAACAUUUCCCAAUAUGCGAUCACGUUUCCGAUGAAAAUAGAGAGUUGAGUCUUCCUCAGAUUUAUAAAGAAAGAUUAUUGAUGGAUAGAAAAAGGUGCAGUUUGAUAUCUGAUAUAUGGAAAUACGUAAAGCCUGGCCAAAAAAAGAAAUUGCGAUUAAACAAUUGUAAAUUUACUGUGAACCCUGUAUACGAUGAUAAACAAACUCAUUCGCGUAUAAUAAACAAUCAAAAGUACACAAAAAAAACUAGUCUAGGAAGGAACAUAACCUUAUCCAAUACUUUGAACGCUAAAACUAAUUUACACGAAGAUAUUAUCUAUGAAUGUUCAGAAGAAAAUUAUAAUUCGUUGAAUAAUAUUUAUUUCAACCCAGUUUAUUCUCCAUUACCUUCAACGAGACUCGAAAAUAUAGUUUCCAAUAAUCAAUUGAGGUUAUGUAACAGAUCAUCUGGUGAAAAUCAAAUGAAACUUAGUGCGAAAACGGAAAAAUAUGUCAUAAGGCACAUUAAAAUAAGGAUAAUGUUGUCGUUGAGAGUCGGAAAAUUUCAGAAAAUUAACAAAAAACGUAACAAUUUUUCUUUUAUGAAAAAAUGUGUGAAAAAAGACGAUAACGUGAAUGCAAUGAGGGUUGCUAGGAUUCACGACGAGCAAAGGAGAAUCGGGAAUGGUAGGACAUCGGUUAAAAUUCAAAAUAUGAGGUAAGAUUUUUUUUAACACGUUACGUACAGGGCGUGCAAAUGAAAACGCUAUACUGGAGCAUGUGCAUUGACCUUAUUAACGUUCACCCGUGAAUCGAAUCGCUUGUUUAUGACACAGAGUCAUGCAAAUACGAAAAGGUGCAUGCUGAAUUAUCAACCAAUUAAACAAUGAUAAAGUAUUUUUUAAUAGGACAAGCUUAUCCACCAAGUAUUGU